GCUUUACGCCCCAUAUCCGUCUACACCAAUGUUUGACGUCGCAAUACUACCGUCGGCACAACCAUGUUCGAAGAAGAUGAUCUUUCGAACGUCUUUGCGAUUCCAGACUUCCGAGAGCCGUCCAAAUGGCUAGAAAACCAACUGUCCAGAGCCGAUACUGGCUUCUUUGCUCUCGACUUAACAGAGAAGGAAUCGCCUUCUUUAUGCAAUCCUCCCGAUUCUCAACCUAGCGAACUCUUCACCCUCCCUGCCAUAGAUCCUGCGCCGCAGCAGGAGGAGCUGAACACAACCGAGAACCUCGAUUUUACGUUCGAAGAACCCGCGGCAAAGGAAGAGCCGGAAGCGAUCGAUUUCUGGUUAGGGUUUGACAAGCCCGCCGCGAAGCUACCAGAGUACAAGACCUGGGAAGGCUUCCAGUCUCCUGACAUUCUCUCGACAAAGCCGUUGUUCAUAACGGAGGCUGGGCCUGGAGCGUUUGAUGCCUUGACUGGGCUUAAAGAGGAUCCUCUACACAUUGGAAGUGCUGACUUCACCGUGGUGGAAGCCGAGACAUAUUGCAAUGCGCUUCUAGCUUUGGCUCUUGGGAGAGACUCGGUAUUCUUCUCCUGGCAAGAUGUGCAUGAAACCUUCAAGCCAGCCUUACCCCAGAUCAGGAUACCAGCAUAUUCGGGCAAGGCCGUCCAGGAAGUUCAGCGUUCAUGUCUCAAGUGUGGGAAUACAUACCGUCAACUUCGCAAGUUCGUCGACAGUACAUACUUGAAGAACCCGACUCCAUGCCGCGUUGCUUUGGCGAGCGCUGUGGACAAGGCCCUCUUGGUUAUUCAGGGCAGUAUCGCCUUGCACCACCAACACCCACGAUCGAUUCUCCAAGUUCAAUCGCUCGUCGCGCAUAUAUACACUACCUUGCGCCAGUUUGAGUCUUUGUUGUCAAAGAUACGACGAGGUCAUCUGGAUGAAGAUGUCUUUGUCAUCGUGUUCCAGCAGGCUCAGUCUGCCGAGUACGCCGAGACCCAUCUCAGAGAUAUGAUGCGAGAAGUCCUCCGGCGAGUAUCAAAGCCCUGGAUUGAGCUCGUCGAGGAGUGGAUCGGCACACGCCGUGAACUCGGCGUGCCUCUGAGCAAGCACGAAGUUGGAAGACAAAAAGGCUUCAUCAAGGUGGAGUCCGAAACCUAUAUGGACGACCUCGGUGACGAGGUCGAUGAGGUUGAUUUCCGCCUUGAUUCGAAGCGAAUACCUAGCUUUAUGCCGGAAGAUGUCGUCAGAUCUCUAUUCGAGGUUGGACGAAACCUUCGUUUCAUAAGGACAAAUCACCCUGGACAUCCUUUGGCACACGAGAGCACCAUCUCUUCAAGUCAGCCCCCGACGGUUGAGUGGCUUUUUGACUGGAACUCGGUUGUGCAAUUGGAGGGUAGGAUCCGAUCAUACGAAAGCGCGGUUCUGGAAGCCAUCAAGAACUUUUCUCCACAGGAAUCUGCCGAAACAGCGGCACCUGCUUGGCCGAUGGGGAACUCAACUACGUACCAACUGCAGCUCUUUGGCCUGGAUGAGAAUCAGCUGCAAAGUAAACUGGCUUUGUCUAUCCGAGACUUUGCUAAACCCAUUGCCGACUCGACGUCAGAAGACCUGCUAGGUAUCAUCAUCAGGGAGCGCUUGUCGGACGUCACGACCGAGAUCGCGAGUGCCGGGACCGAGUUCACACCGCAUUGGUCAUUACUUCCUAUCCUCUCAUUUGGGUCCAUCAUAUCUGCGCAAUCCAGAGUCGUGGGCAGGGAGAGUCUGACACUGCUCUUCACAUCUCACAACCUGCGUGAGCAUCUGAAGCUACAAAAAGAGUUUCAGUUACUGGGCAACGGAUUUUUCUGUAGCCGUCUCUCCCAUGCCCUAUUCGACCCAGAUCUCGAGACAGCAGAGAGACAGUCUGGUGUUGCACACCAAGGCGGAGUCAUGGGACUACGUUUAAGCGGCAGGGACACUUGGCCGCCCGCUAGCUCUGAGUUACGCUUAGCCCUGAUGGGGGUCUUGACGGAAAGCUAUGAGGGGCCUCUUCACGAAGGCUCAAGAUCUCGGGACGGCGAGAAGAGUGAACUCCCUGGGGAUCUUAGUUUCGGAGUCCGGAGUCUCUCAAAUGAGGAAAUCGACAAAUGCAUGGAUCCAACCGGACUGGAGGCCCUGGACUUUCUCCGGCUAUCUUACAAGCCACCAGCAGCUCUGGGGGCUAUCAUCACCCCUGUCAUCCUAGUGCAGUAUGACCGAGUUUUCAAACUGCUACUUCGAGUGUUGCGGAUGCAGUACACUGUCAACCGUAUCUUCCGCGAUGUCACAGCUAGGGAGUCCGGCUGGCAGGAUGUCGAUGACGUAUCUAUCCGCUUCUGCUUCGAGGCUCGUCACUUUGUAUCGAGCCUCACUUCCUACAUCUUCGACAUUGGCAUCGAAAUGCCGUGGCAGGCAUUUGAACAACUCCUGAGUCAAAUCGAGAUCGAUCUCAGAGCCGAAGACCAGAGCACGCUAUCAGGCUCGGUACUUAGCCCUGACCGCUUGAGGGAACACCAUUCUCAUGUGCUUGAUCGAAUCAUGCUGGCAUUACUUUUGCGCAAGCGGCAACAGCCUGUGCUCAAGCUUCUCGACGACAUUUUUCGAGUCGUGUUGAAGUUUGCCCAAUAUUCAAGACUCAAGACUGCUGGGAGGAAAUCUGGAGGCCAAGAAGACGCCACUGCGAAGGGCCUAUACAAGACGUUUAAGCGGAAUGCCGAGGUUUUUCUGGCGGUCUGCAAGGGCCUGAGUGAAAAGGGGGAUUACGGAAUGAAGGAUACCGCUGGAGAGAAGUCGACCUCGGGAAGAGUUGAUGAACUGGAGGGAAAUCCCAUUGCUCAGCUUGUUCUGAAGCUAGACAUGUCUGGCUAUUACUCCAAGGCAUGAUUUGAUGAGACGGUUGGAUUAUUGAUAAACAGAGAAGAUACCCCAGGCGUUAGACCAAUGACUAGCCAGUUUCUUUGAAUCACAUCAAUUGCGUUUACGGCAUCUGCUGAAUCGUGUUCUAUUACUGCCUCAAUAAGGGGA
Colletotrichum phormii is the source of this 3057-nucleotide messenger RNA. Its product is annotated as Spc97/Spc98 family protein. Gene Ontology annotation, biological process: mitotic cell cycle; cytoplasmic microtubule organization; meiotic cell cycle. The transcript is spliced from 2 exons. Gene Ontology annotation, molecular function: microtubule minus-end binding; gamma-tubulin binding. Bases 64 to 2916 code for a protein of 950 amino acids. The record is from RefSeq and is a predicted model, not a curated record. NCBI's taxonomy places the organism in Eukaryota, Fungi, Ascomycota, Sordariomycetes, Glomerellales, Glomerellaceae. Gene Ontology annotation, cellular component: centrosome; gamma-tubulin complex; equatorial microtubule organizing center.